Molecule: messenger RNA, 4950 nt
Organism: Helianthus annuus (common sunflower)
Lineage: Eukaryota; Viridiplantae; Streptophyta; Magnoliopsida; Asterales; Asteraceae
Exons: 4
Coding region: 1-4950 (1649 amino acids)
Source: RefSeq, a predicted model, not a curated record
AUGGAUGGUCGUCAUAAAUCUGGUGACACUGCCGCUAGUGUCAUGCAUGAUCGGGGUAAGCCGCCUAACUUGCCUAAGGAUAUUUCCGAUAAAUCGUUGAACUUCGAUGGAGCUGAUUACUUGAAUGAGCCUGUGGUGGAGGAGAUGUCUACACCUGGUACAGCACCAAUUCGUGGGAUCGGAUUACGUGUAACUAAUAUUGAAGGUAACCCGCUGCUUCCGAGAAGAGGUAUGUAUUCUACGACGAAUACUUCGAUAUUGGCUGGUUUAAUGAGUAUUUCAACACCGGUGGACAACUUGUUCGCUGCUGGAGAGUCGUCGUCGAUGGCUAAUAAGGGUGAUAAGGCUGGUAAGGGGAUAGAGUCUAUGCAGGGUUCGGAUUCUAAUCAGAAUGGUGGGGAAAAGGGUGCGAAUAUGAUGUCAUAUGCUGAGUCGGUUUUGGCGUCCAAGUCAAGGAAAAUUAAUUUUAGAAAUCUAGCCAGCCCAGUUAUGCAUGAGGGAUGUGACGUUGUUCUUCCUCGGGAAUCUGUUCGUGCAGUGCAGCAUAAGUUAGCUAACACUUUAUAUGGUUAUUUCUUGGGAGACCGAGUGGCGUUCCCGGUUGUGGAGUAUUUUGUUCGUAAUAACUGGAAGAAAUUUGGGUUACAAAAAACCAUGAUGAAUGCGAAUGGCUUUUUCUUUUUUCAGUUCUCCAACGAAACUGGCAUGCUGGAUGCGUUGAAAGGAGGCCCGUGGAUCAUCCGGUCUCAACCGUUGUUUCUUUGUGAAUGGAGUCCGACUGUUAAGUUGGAGAAAAAGGAGGUUAAAAAGGUUCAGGUAUGGGUUAAAAUUCAUGACAUCCCAAUUGCGGCGUAUACAGAAGAUGGGCUGAGUAUGAUUGCCACAACAAUUGGUGAACCGAAACUUCUGGAUUCGUAUACUACUUCCAUGUGUAUGGACAUGUGGGGCCGAAGUAGUUAUGCUAGAGCUUUAAUCGAGGUGUCUGCUGAUAAUGAGUUACGUGAGGAAAUCACUUUGGCCAUUCCUGAACUUGAGGGGGAGGGUUUCGUCAAAGAAACUAUGUAUGUUGAAUAUGAAUGGUUCCCGUGUAGGUGUUCUAAAUGCUGUGUUUUUGGCCACUCGCUUGAUAAUUGUCCUCAAACCCCUAAAAAACCUGCCAAUGUUAAGAAGCCUGCUAAUGUUAAGAGGGGGGAGCAGAACGAUAAGGGUCAAGUGCAUGAGAAUCGCUAUGCUAAGAAGUAUCCGGUUGUUGAUGAAGAUGGGUACCAAGGGGUUCCAACUAGGAAAGUUGCUCGCAAACAGGGUUUCCAAGUUAAUAAACAAAAACAGAAAUUUGAAUAUAGACCGGUGACUGCAAAACCGAAUAGGGAGGUGAAAAAGGAUGCUUCUUCGAGAGCUACGGAUGUAAGGUCGAGUAAUCCGUUUGAUGUUCUUAACGAAGUGGAAGAUGUUGCAGGAACUAGUGGCACAAAGCCGGGGGUAAACAAUGAUGAGUCCGAUGAAGAUGAGGUGAUUGAGAAUGAUGUUGAUAUGGACGGGUUUUUAAAGGAGGGUACUCGUAAGACUAUAAGUAAAGGGGCAAGCACUCCUUCUCCGACAGUUAAUGAUGAAUCUCAUGUGGAUGUUGGUAAUUUGGGUAAGGUGUGCAAGUCAGUUUUUCGUUCGUGGGAGUGGACUUCAAACGGUGGUUGUUGUGACAAAGGCACGAGAAUUAUCAUUGGAUGGAACCCGGAUGUUUUUGAUGUCAUGAUUUUGUCUCAAUCUCCUCAGGUUAUGCAUCUUCAGCUUGUGUUUAAAUUGGAUAAAAGAAUGAUUUUUUGUUCUAUUAUCUAUGCUGCUAAUUAUUAUGUUGCCCGUAAAGAGUUGUGGCAUAAUCUCUCAGUGCAUAAAGCCCUUGUCAAUGAUAAACCUUGGUGCAUUAUGGGUGAUUUCAACUCGGCUCUUAACAUUGAAGACAACUCUAUGGGAACGUCAUCGAUUUCUAUUGGUAUGAGAGAUUUUCAGGAAUGUGUGGAUAAUAUUGAGGUUGUUGAUAUCAACCGAAUGGGGAUCCAUUUUACAUGGACUCAAAAACCAAAGAAUGGGGUAGGUUUACUAAAGAAGCUUGAUCGAGUGAUGGGAAAUACAACGUUUAUAGCGGAUUUCCCUAAUUCAGUUGCCAUGUUCAAGCCGUAUAGGUUAUCGGAUCACUGCCCGUGCAUUCUAUCCUUCCCGGAUGCUGGUAUGUUGAAGCCUAGGUCGUUCAAGUUUGCUAAUUUUCUAGUUUUUAAACCAGAGUUUUCUGAUAUUGUUAAAGAUAAAUGGGAGACGUCUGAGAAUGGUGUUCAUCAAUUUAAGGUGCUGCUUAUUGAUCGGGAUCCAACGAAUGCGGAUUUACGAGUCUCUGAGAGUUCAAUCAGUAGUCAGCUUCAAGAGGCUUCGUUAGAUGAGGAACGGUUUCUGAAACAAAAGUCAAAAGUUGAUUGGUUGAGUGCGGGGGAUAUGAACUCGGCAUUUUUUCAUUCAUCGCUGAAGGUUAGAAAUCAUGUUAGUCGAAUUGAGGGGAUCAAAGAUUCGGCUGGCAAUCUGUUUGAAGGAGAGAACGUUUUUCAACCGUUUGUUCAGCAUUACGAGAAAUUUUUUGGAUCUCAAGGCGAUAUUUCUCUUACUCCGGCUCCGGAUUUAUUCUCCAAAGUCCUUGAUCCUCAGGUUGCUACUCAUAUGAUUCGACAAAUUACGGCGGAAGAGGUGAAAAAGGCCAUAUUUUCUAUUGGUAUCGAUAAAGCGCCUGGUCCGGAUGGGUAUACAGCAGCAUUUUUUAAAAGUGCCUGGCCUAUUGUUGGUAAUGAUAUUACUAGUGCUAUUGUUGAUUUUUUUGAAACAGGAAACCUUCUUCGGGAAUUGAAUCACACGAAUAUUGUGCUCAUUCCGAAAAUUCCUACUCCGUCAGCUGUUACUGACUACCGUCCAAUUGCGUGCUGUAAUGUGUUAUACAAAUGUAUCAGUAAAAUUGUGGCGGACAGAAUAAAAGUUGCUCUAAAUGAUAUCGUUAGCAUUAAUCAAUCAGCGUUUGUGCCAGGACGAAGAAUAUCGGAUAAUAUUAUGCUGACUCAAGAAUUAAUGCAUAAUUACCAUAGACAUUCGGGCCCUCCAAGAUGUGCUUUUAAGGUUGACAUCCAGAAAGCUUAUGACACGGUUGACUGGGGUUUUCUAAAAAAUGCUUUGCUUGGUUUUGGGUUUCAUCGGAAGAUGGUUGAUUGGAUAAUGGUGUGUGUCUCGACGGCCUCUUUUUCUAUAUGUGUCAAUGGGACAGUGCAUGGCUUCUUUAAGGGCAAACGAGGGUUACGGCAAGGGGACCCAAUUUCUCCUUACCUCUUCACUUUGGUUAUGGAGGUUCUAACUUCCAUUCUGCAUCAUGCUGUUCGUAUCGAUUCUUCUUUUAGAUUUCAUAAUAAAUGCGAAAAACAGCAGAUUAUCAAUCUUUGUUUUGCCGAUGAUUUGUUUCUGUUUGCUAGAGGUGAAGUCAACUCGGCUCGGUGCAUUAUGACAUCCCUCGCAAAGUUCACUAAGAUGUCGGGGUUAGUGCCUAGUAAUCCAAAAAGCACCAUUUUCUUUUGUAAUGUUACCAACCAUGUAAAAGAGUCUAUUCUGGAGCUCAUGCCUUUUGUGGAAGGAAAACUGCCGGUCAGAUAUUUAGGGGUCCCAUUGAUCUCUUCUAGGCUUGGUUAUAAUGAUUGUCGAGUGCUUGUGGAAAGACUAGAGAAACGUAUAACACAUUGGAGGAACAAGUUACUCUCCUUUGCGGGUCGGCUUCAGCUUAUUGUUUCGGUUCUAUCUUCCAUGCACAUCUAUUGGUCUUCUGUGUUUAUGUUACCGGCUAGGAUCAUUAAUGAGCUUGAAGCUUGUAUGCGUAACUUCUUAUGGUCCCAAGAGAGCUCAUAUUCUAAAGGCAAAGCUAAGGUUUCUUGGAAGGCUGUUUGCACGCCAAAAUAUGAAGGAGGUUUGGGCAUUAGACGCAUUGGGGAUAUGAACAAGGCUCUUAUGUCUAAUCACAUUUGGAGCAUUGUUUCGAAACGGGAGUCUCUAUGGGUUGAAUGGGUGUAUAGCUACCGUCUUAAAGGCAAGAGUUUCUGGGUGUGUAAAACCCCUUCUAAUUGCUGUCCGCUCGGUAACUUUAUUUCGCCGAGAAACAUUUCGGAUGCUGAUUUCAUGAUGGACGAUACUGUGGCUAACAUUUAUUCGAAUGGUUCUUGGUCUUGGCCUAUGGCAUGGAGAGAUUUAUUUCCGGUUCUUAUCCAAUUGGAUCAGCUUCAUUUGGAUACGUCAAAACCUGAUAGACUGCUAUGGAGAGAUGGCACCAAUAAAUCUGAGUUUUCUUCUUCGGGUGUUUGGCAUUCAAUUCGGCACAAAGAUCCAGAAGUUAAUUGGUGCAACAUUGUUUGGUUCUCGCAAUGUAUUCCCAGGCAUGCGUUUAUGAUGUGGUUGGUAAUGAAAGGUAAACUCUUGACACAAGAUAAAAUUUUAAAUUGGGAGUUGUCGCGGAGGAAGAAUAUGAAUAUGAUGUGCUGCCUGUUAUGCUACAAAAACGUUGACUCUCAUGCACAUUUAUUCUUUGAAUGCGAGUUCUCGUCUCAAGUGUGGCUGAUUAUUCGAAACAAGGCGGGUAUGGCUACGGUCAGGCCGAUAUGGGCUGAUAUUGUUGAUUGGUUGUUGGCUCGAGCUCGGUCUAAAUCGGCUGGGUUUUUUGUUGCGAAAAUUAUGGUGGCUGCUGCCUUAUAUUUCGUUUGGCAAGAAAGAAAUGCUAGACUUUUCAAAAAUCAGCUGAGGCCUCCGGAGAAAAUCGGUGAAAUUAUAUUAUCAACGGUUAGGUACAAGCUGAUGGGAGCCAAGCUCAAGACUACUGCCAGAGUGCGAAGAUUGUUGGAGGAUUGGGAAAUUCAUAAGGGAAACGUGGACGAUGAUGGUGGCUGA